AUGGAGACCCUGACUUUGACUGGGUUGUUAAAGAAAUCAGCAAAAGAUUUCCCAAAUCGUCGCGCUUUAUCAGUUUCUGGCAAACUCGAUUUAACUCACGCUGAAUUGCACGAUAUUGUCGAUCAUGCCGCCUCUCUUCUUGUCGCCGCCGGAAUCAAUCCCGGUGAUGUCGUCGCUCUCACCUUCCCUAACACCAUCGAGUUUGUCAUCAUGUUUUUGGCUGUAAUUCGAUGCCGAGCCACAGCUGCGCCGUUAAACCAGGCUUACACAGCCGAGGAGUUCGAGUUUUACCUCUCGGACUCGGAAUCAAAACUGCUAAUCAUGCCACAAGAGUCAAUCCAAUCGGCUCAAGCCGCGGCUUCUAAGCUCAAUAUCCCUCAAGUGACAUCCACGCUUGACUACCAAACCAAAAGGGUAGCUCUCUCAACCGAGUCAGAAUCAGAGGCUGACGCAGUUGACAAACUCGUUAAUGCCUCAACUGACGUGGCACUGUUUUUGCACACUUCUGGCACCACGAGCCGACCCAAAGGCGUGCCUUUGACUCAGCUGAAUUUGGGUUCGUCUGUUUUGAAUAUAAAAUCUGUUUAUAAACUCACCGAGUCUGACUCGACUGUACUCGUGUUGCCGUUAUUUCACGUGCAUGGAUUAUUAGCCGGGUUAUUGAGCUCACUAGUGGCUGGGGCCGCCGUGGCUCUUCCAGCAGCUGGGAGAUUUUCUGCUUCAACGUUUUGGAAAGACAUGGUUUCAUAUAAUGCCACGUGGUACACUGCAGUCCCGACGAUCCAUCAAAUUGUACUUGACCGCCAUGUCAGCAAGCCUGAACCGGCUUAUCCCAAGCUGAGGUUUAUUAGGAGCUGUAGCGCUUCUUUGGCGCCGGUUAUAUUGGACCGGCUAGAGGAGGCGUUUGGUGCCCCGGUAUUGGAGGCAUAUGCAAUGACUGAGGCAGCUCAUUUAAUGGCUUCUAACCCGUUACCCGAAGAUGGCCCACAUAAACCCGGGUCGGUUGGACGACCCAUUGGGCAAGAAAUGGAGAUUUUGAAUGAGAAGGGGGUUGUUCAACCGGUUGGGAUUAGUGGCGAGGUGUGUAUUAGAGGCCCUAAUGUGACCAAGGGUUAUAAGAAUAAUCCUGAGGCCAAUAAGGCUGCUUUUCAAUUCGGGUGGUUCCAUACCGGGGAUGUCGGGUUUUUAGAUGAGGAUGGAUUUUUGCACCUUGUGGGUCGGAUCAAGGAGCUCAUCAACCGUGGAGGGGAGAAGAUAUCGCCACUUGAAGUGGAUGCAGUGCUUUUGUCUCAUCCUGACAUUGCUCAGGCGGUCGCCUUUGGAGUUCCAGAUGAUAAAUAUGGUGAAGAGAUAAAUUGUGCCAUAAUUCCAAGGGAAGGAUUGAACGUUGAUGAAACUGAGGUGCUUAGCUUCAGCAAGAAAAAUCUUGCAACCUUCAAGGUUCCCAAGAAGGUAUUCAUCACCGAUUCACUCCCCAAAACGGCCACAGGAAAGAUUCAGCGUAGGAUUGUAGCAGAGCAUUUUCUUGCCCAAAUCUCUACUGCUAAAGUACCCAAGUUUGGAGCUUAA
This is a messenger RNA of Dovyalis caffra, 1569 nucleotides long. NCBI's taxonomy places the organism in Eukaryota, Viridiplantae, Streptophyta, Magnoliopsida, Malpighiales, Salicaceae. The record is from the annotation of a GenBank genome assembly.